CUCAGUUAAGUAACACCAACUCUAUAUUCAUUCAACAUGACUGGCCGUGGUAAAGGAGGCAAAGGAUUGGGAAAAGGAGGAGCAAAACGUCAUCGUAAAGUAUUGCGUGAUAAUAUCCAAGGUAUUACUAAACCAGCAAUUCGUCGUUUGGCUCGUCGUGGUGGUGUAAAACGUAUCUCUGGAUUGAUCUACGAAGAGACUCGUGGUGUACUCAAGGUUUUCCUAGAAAACGUCAUUCGUGAUGCAGUCACAUACACCGAACACGCCAAGAGAAAAACAGUCACUGCCAUGGAUGUUGUCUAUGCAUUGAAACGUCAAGGACGUACUCUCUACGGUUUCGGAGGUUAAGCUCCACAUCAGCAAUAAAAAAACCGGCCCUUUUCAGGGCCAUCAAAUUUAUUCAACG
This is a messenger RNA of Aphidius gifuensis, 406 nucleotides long. Its product is annotated as histone H4. Gene Ontology annotation, cellular component: nucleosome. The transcript has a single exon. Lineage: Eukaryota; Metazoa; Arthropoda; Insecta; Hymenoptera; Braconidae. The record is from RefSeq and is a predicted model, not a curated record. Gene Ontology annotation, biological process: nucleosome assembly. Gene Ontology annotation, molecular function: protein heterodimerization activity; DNA binding; structural constituent of chromatin. The coding region runs from base 37 to 348 and encodes 103 amino acids.